CUACUCGGUUUUGUUCCUUCCAAGUACGAAAAUUUUGUUGCCUUUUGGUUUUAAUCACUGGUUGGGCAGUGCUAUAUAUGGUUGAGUGGAGUAGGAACUUGCCUUGGUUUUCCAACAACUGUGCCCAAACGAUCCUGCAAUUACAUACUGCUAUCAAAUGUGUUGUUGACAACAGGGAGUGCGAUAAUGCUGCAGGAUUAUGAAGUUCAUGUAUAUCUGUUAUGGUUGGAUUUGAGUCAACAAAAGAAGUGUUUUCUUUAACCUUCUAGAGCCACAAAGGAAAUAACCAUUCUUGUGUUGCAAGUAGCAGCAAGCUAAACUUAAUGACUUCUCAGGCCACGUGUGAAAAUGGAGCCCGUAAACAAACCAGCUAAUUGACUUGUGGAUCUUGUUGGUCGUCUAGACAAGAACCCCGGAAGAAAAUGGCAGAACCCCAUAAUAAGUAGAGGACAUUCAGAGACCUGAAUUAUUUCGACAGCGGAGGCAGUCCAAGAAACCCUUCUAAUUUGUGAAUUAGAGAACAAUGGCUCAACUCGAACGUCCGCAAAGACAUGGUGAUGCUGAAACUACAAUGACCUCUGAUCACAAAAAACUUGCUGUCAACCCUACUAUGGAACACUAUCUUCGAGGAACUGAAUUUUCAAGGUCGUCACCAACAUCCUUAUCAUCUCCAGUUGGAAGCCAUGAUGCAGAAGAAGAUCAUAACCACCAUCCCAAGAAAUCAGUCCUCACCAAGGUGAAAGAGAAAGCUAAGAAACUGAAGCACUCACUCAGCUACAAGAAGAAACAUCAUGACAAUGAUAGCCAUGAGACCGAUAACAUCACCCCUUCAUGGAGUGCAAACUUGAAUGAUAAUGAAGAGGAAGAAGAAGAUGCUGAAUACCUAGGAGCCCCAAUGUACAAAUCAGAGAUGGCACCUGAAGGAUACAGGGAGACCGCAAAGUUAGCAACUCCUGUGGUUUCUGAGAAGCGUGUUUUGUCGAGCAGUGUCAGUCAGAGCUCUGGACAAAAUAAGGAGCUGAAUUCUCCUAGUUCUAACCAGAUAGUAGCCGAAAGUGUGAUCACGAAGCUUCCCAAUGAGAUAUUUACUGGAAUUGUUCUCACGAGAACUCUUAGUACUAACGAGACAGCAACAGGCACCACAGCCACAAAGCCUCAUAGUCCUAAGAAGACAGCGAGUGAAACUUCUCCUAACAAGUCUCACAGUACUUCGCCUAACAAGCCUCACAGUCCCAGCAAGACAGUAACCGAAACUGGCGCCACAAAGACUCCUAGUCCUAAGAAGACAAUAACUGAGACUGUGACCGAGAAGUUGGGAGCAGGCUAUGCCACCGUAUCGGAGAAGUUGGGAACAGGCUAUGCCACCGUAUCAGAGAAGUUGGGAACAGGCUACAACACAGCAUCAGAAAAGUUGGGAACAGGCUACAAUGCAGCAUCAGAGAAGUUAGGACCAGCUUAUGCCACAGUUACAGAUGCAACACAUGCAAUUGCCUCCAAGAUAGAAAGUCUCACUGUUUCACCACCAGUUACCACAACGAGAGAAAAUUUCAUUUCUUCACACCCAGAUCUCACAAAAAUACAUGGUCUCACUGUUACAGCCCCACCACCUUCACAGAGCAUUACAGCUCAGGAAGCUCCACAACCCUUGUCAGCAUCAGCAGUCGAGCAUAAGUCUUCGACUCGUGGAGCUCUAGAGGAUCCACAACCUUCGUCAGCCCCAGCAGCUCCUGGAAAGACUACUGCCGAACAAAGAUGGGAUAAGGGUGUAUCUGUAAAGGAGUAUUUGAUUCAAAAGUUUGAGCCCGGGGAAGAUGAGAGAGCACUUUCACAAGUGAUAUCUGAUGCAAUGAGUCCGAGGAAAAGUCCUGGUGAAGCGGGUGUGGUGGAGAAGGUGAAAGGGGCUAUAACUUCAUUGCUUCGGAAUGACGAAUCCCCCAGAACUACUACUUCACAGUCAGCCUUGUCCCCAUCGCAGUCAGCCUUGUCCUCAUCACCACGCAUUCCAAUCUCUACCAAUGCUUAUGAAGUCGUUGAGGAAGAAAAUCAGGGAAGAAUACUUCAGGCUAAUUGAAAGGUGAAAUGCAACUGUUGAUAAUUAAUCCUCUAGAGUUUAAUUUGUACAAGUUUCUAUACAUGAAUAAGUAGUUAACAAACAUCAUUUAGAAUGUUUGUGUAAGCUUUGUAUUGUGGACAAUAAACCAUUUUUCCGGCUCUGGAAGUUUAAAGAUGUACAUCAAAUAUUUGAACUGAA
Messenger RNA from Rosa chinensis, 2251 nucleotides. Its product is annotated as flocculation protein FLO11. The record is from RefSeq and is a predicted model, not a curated record. Gene Ontology annotation, biological process: response to abscisic acid. The coding region runs from base 524 to 2071 and encodes 515 amino acids. NCBI's taxonomy places the organism in Eukaryota, Viridiplantae, Streptophyta, Magnoliopsida, Rosales, Rosaceae. The transcript has 5 exons.